This is a messenger RNA of Cucurbita maxima (winter squash), 1087 nucleotides long. RefSeq names its product ER membrane protein complex subunit 7 homolog. NCBI's taxonomy places the organism in Eukaryota, Viridiplantae, Streptophyta, Magnoliopsida, Cucurbitales, Cucurbitaceae. The transcript has 7 exons. Gene Ontology annotation, cellular component: EMC complex. Gene Ontology annotation, molecular function: carbohydrate binding. The record is from RefSeq and is a predicted model, not a curated record. The coding region runs from base 133 to 753 and encodes 206 amino acids.
CUAAAAAUGAAAUCAGAUGGGAUCGAGAGAGAGUAAAAUCCUUUCUCCUUGGAAGAACCUUGAGGAAGCUUAGAACGCGAGGACCGAGAUCUUCCCUGUUCCGAACCGUCCGCCGUAGAAGAAUCAUCGAAAAUGCGAUCCCAAGCUUCCGUUCUCUUACUGUUACUCCAGCUUUUCUUCUCUCUGUUGUCUCCGUCUCAUGCGAUUUCCACUGGGUCCGGCGAUGGAUACACCAUCUAUGGUCGCGUGAAGAUUGCGGGCAACGCUCUUAAAGGGUAUGGGCUUCCUGGAAAAAUAUCGAACAUUAAGGUCAUACUUGAUGGUGGCCAAAGAAUUACCUACUUGAGACCGGACGGAUAUUUUUCAUUCUAUAAUGUGCCAGCAGGAACUCAUCUGAUUGAAGUGGCUGCAUUGGGCUAUUUCUUUUCUCCUGUUCGAGUUGAUGUUAGCGCUAGAAACCCAGGUAAGGUUCAGGCCGCCCUAACAGAGAACAGGCGGGCAUUGAGUGAGCUUGUUUUAGAGCCUUUAAGAGAUGAAGAGUAUUAUGAGAUUCGAGAACCGUUCUCCAUAAUGUCUGUUGUGAAAAGUCCCAUGGGUCUGAUGAUGGGAUUCAUGAUACUUGUUGUAUUCCUGAUGCCCAAGUUAAUGGAGAACAUAGAUCCUGAAGAAAUGAGGAGAGCACAAGAAGAAAUGAGGAACCAAGGCGUCCCGACCUUAUCAAGCUUGCUACCCGGGGCUGGCCGGAGCAGUUAAAAAGGUCGAUUUCGAUACCGACUACAUCCCCAGCUCAAAUGCAUCCAAGUCCUGCAGGAAGAAAUCGGGAUUUCUAACACUCGGAAGCAAAUGAGCGUAAUCAUCUAGUUGCUCCGAUAAUACCAUUCUGGCCAAAACACAACUGGGAUAAACUCGACUUGUUUGUGUUCGUUUUGAUUAUGAUACGCAUCAUCAUCAUCAUCAAUUAGACAUUAGUUUGGUCUGGAUUUCAUCAUCAUUCUUAAAACGAGUCUCUUAGUAGAGUUAUGUAAACGACCAUUAUCUGUCACCCAUUUUGGAUGAAACAUUAUUUUGAUACUUCAUUUUUAUAUUA